CGGGAAAUGCUUUGAAUACUUGCGACAUGGCCGCUCGCAUUGAUUGCCAAGAUUGACAGCUCUAACCAUCGUCUUCUCUUGUCUCUGAGAGAGAGAGAGAUAGGGAGAGGGAGAUACAGGGCAGAUAACAACAAAAGCUCCUUGCAGUUUUGACAGUUUAACUUAAUAGAAAGAACAAGAUCUACUCAUAUGGCCAGUGGAAACCACAGAAUACUUAGUUCUCUUUCCUUUCCUCUACAGAUAGUGAUUUUCAUUUUUAACGUAAUAUAGACUUAUAUGCUACUCAAGAAUCGGGAUACGGUCAGGACCUACAUCUAUCUUUGCUCCACUGAUCGCAAGGGCUAUCUGCUCGUAGACAUCAGAGGAACUGGUGGUUUUGUGAAAAAGAAGAAAAUCCGAACUGGUCCCGGGCAUAAAGAUAUCGACUCCUUGACGCAUAUGUGGUGCUACAGAAUAAUGUCUUCCAAGCAAGCCACGUCUCCGUUUGCCUCCGUCGCCGAUGGGGAGGAAGCUAUGAGUCAAGAUCACCUGUCCUGGGAGAAGGAAGAGAGUGCCGAGGCCCAUGGGACACCCCAGCUGCCGCUGCACAGCCUGCUCCACAGCAAAGGCUCCAUGGGCCAACUGCAGCCCCUUAGCAGCGUCCCACCGGAGAGUGACUGGGACGGCAUGGUGUCAGCCCAGCAGCGCAUGGAAUCUGACAGCAAUAAAGUGUGUUCCCUGUAUUCCUUCCGGAAUAACUCAACCUCCCCACACAAGCCUGAGGAGGGGGCCCGGGAGCGUGGCGACCUGCUGAGCGGAUCUGCAUUUGGAACGCCGGAGCGCCGCAAAGGAAGCCUGGCUGACGUGGUGGACACACUGAAGCAGAAGAAGCUGGAGGAGAUGACAAAGACAGAGCAAGAUGAAUCUGCUUGCAUGGAAAAACUUCUGUCAAAAGAUUGGAAAGAGAAGAUGGAAAGGCUCAACGCUAGUGAGCUUCUGGGAGCAGUAAAAGGUACUCCAGAGAGCCUGGCAGAGAAGGAACACCAGCUCAGUACCAUGAUCUCCCAGCUGAUCAACCUGAGAGAGCAGCUCCUGGCCGCCCAUGAUGAACAGAAGAAACUGGCUGCCUCACAGAUGGAGAAACAGAGGCAACAAAUGGAGCUUGCCCGCCAGCAGCAGGAACAGUAUUAUGAAGAAGGGUGUUCCAUGAUUGCCCGACAACAGCAGCAGCUUUUGCAGCAGCAGCACAAAAUCAAUCUCCUCCAGCAGCAGAUUCAGCAGGUCCAGGGUCACAUGCCUCCGCUCAUGAUCCCCAUUUUUCCACACGACCAACGCACUCUAGCAGCAGCGGCCGCAGCCCAGCAAGGCUUUCUCUUCCCACCAGGAAUCUCUUACAAGCCAGGUGAUAACUACCCGGUGCAGUUCAUUCCAUCCACAAUGGCAGCUGCGGCAGCGUCAGGACUCAGCCCCCUCCAGCUUCAGCAACUGUACGCCGCCCAGCUUGCCAGCAUGCAGGUCUCUCCUGGAGCCAAGAUGCCACUUCCCCAGCCUCCGAACAACAGUGGGCCCAUCUCCCCCUCUGGCCUGAAGAACGACAAGAGGUCUUCCAGCCCCAUCACUCAAGUCAAGGAGGAGGGAACGCAGCCUCUCAACCUAUCCUCCCGGCCCAAGACAGCGGAGCUGGUCAAGUCCCCCACGUCCCCCACACACAGCAUGUUCCCGGGCAGCAAGAGCAGCCCCAACAGCCUGUCAAAGAGUGGCAUCCCCAGCCCCCUCGGAAGCAUGGGACGUGGUUCUUCUCUGGACAUCCUGUCCAGCCUGAACUCCACUGCGCUGUUCGGAGACCAGGACGCGGUGAUGAAGGCCAUCCAGGAGGCGAGGAAGAUGAGGGAGCAGAUCCAGCGAGAGCAGCUGCAACACCAUCAGCAGGACAUGGAGGCCAAGCUCUCCGCCCUCACAGGCCUCAACAACUGCAGUAGGGCCGACAAGAGCUGGUUCACUGAGUACAUUGAGCGGGCACACUUUGAGAGCCUUGGGCACCAUCACCUUAGCAAGCUGGGCGAGGAUGGCAAGAUUGGACACAGAGUCAUCGACCUCACCAGGCCAGAGGAUCUGGAUGGGUGGAAAGCUCUGAAUGGCUCUGGUACCGGAGCAGAUAAACCACAACAGUAUUAUUGUUGGCCUACAGGAGGCACCAGUACGGCCGAGGCGCGGGUCUACAGGGAAGCCCGGGGAAGGAACAGCAACGAGCCCCACAUCAAGAGGCCCAUGAAUGCCUUCAUGGUGUGGGCCAAGGAUGAGCGCCGCAAGAUCCUCCAGGCCUUCCCAGACAUGCACAACUCCAACAUCAGCAAGAUCCUGGGCUCUCGCUGGAAGUCCAUGACCAACCAGGAGAAGCAGCCCUUCUACGAGGAGCAGGCCCGGCUCAGUAAGAUCCACCUGGAGAAGUACCCCAACUACAAGUACAAGCCCCGGCCCAAGAGAACCUGCAUCAUCGACGGGAAGAAGCUCCGCAUCGGCGAGUACAAGCAGAUGAUGCGCUCGCGACGGCAGGAGAUGAGGCAGUUCUUCACUGUGGGCCAACAACCGCAGAUCCCCAUCAGCACCAGUGCCGGCGUGGUCUACCCUGGGGCCAUAACCAUGGCAACGACCACACCCUCCCCUCACAUGACGUCAGAAUGCUCCAGUGCCUCAGCAAGCCCGGAGCCGGCCAUUCCCGUCAUCCAGAGCACCUACAACAUGAAGAUAGAGCCCUGUGCCAUGGUAACCAAUGACCCCCUCAUCAACGGAGAGGUAGAUGAGAUGGACAUGUACGAGGACUUCGAUGAGGAACCCAAAUCGGACUACAGCAGUGAGACUGAGACACUGGAGCCCAUCGUCGGCGCCAACUAAAGCCUCUCCACAUCAGAGCCGAGACAUACACACAUUCAUACUGGAGAACCGUACACAGAGCCAAGACUAACUGAAGGAAGAGAAACAAACAAACAAACAAAAAAAAAAGAACAAAAUACAGAACAAAGCGUUCCGAUGUAUCAUUUAGGAGCCUGCAUGCAUAUGUGACUCCGUCAGAAUCAACUACUACCGGUCUUAAAUGUUUUUACUGUGUGUGAAGCAGUUUGGUUUUGUUAGUUUUGGUUUGUUUUUUACUAUCCCAUCAUUUAUUUUUUGGUUUUGUUCAUAGACUUUUACACAAUUGGGUUAUUGCCUACACAACUUUUGAUGACAGGACUUGAAAUGUAAUGUUUGAUAUGAAUCCAUUGUUCUUAGUCUUACUUAUUUUCUUAUGAUACACAUUUUUUUCUUCAGUUAAAUGCUUUUAAUAGAUUUUAUUACUGUUUUUGAUGGGAGUUAUAUAUUCUCACUCAGGUAUGCUGUGCCAGCCAACAGCUUGUGAAUGUUUAAAUCAAAAUUUUUUGAGACUAUUAAGAGAACAACCUAUUUGGAAUUUCAUUAUAACAAAAAACUGACAGAACAUUAGCAGAAUUCUGGGAAAUCAUCAGACUCCCUUAUUAAUUUUAUUAUUAUUAACAUACUGUACAAUUUUGUGCAGAUGUGCCAAACAUUUCAAAUUAAAAACAAAAUUGGAGAGUCUUGAGAGAUGAGACUGCAUUAUUAACAGACAAUCUCUUGGUACAUUAGUGUGGCUUCAACAUUUUUUUUCCUUUUAUUUACCUUCCCAUAGUGAUACACUCAGGAAUCUGGAGACAGUGUGCUGUGUCUAGGCCAAGAACGGGAGGUGAUGUGAUAGCUUCAGGUGUGGUUGUUCAAAAUGACAGCUGUUCUCCAUGGAGACCAGUGCAGUGACCAACAGGCCCCUGUCCCUUCCCAGCUAACCAUCCAGUCUAACACAGAGCACUGUAACACUCUCUUUUCCUCUCAUUCACUCGCUGCUUUCCAACUUAGUCUUACUCACCAAGUUCUUAAUCGGAGCAAUUGUAAUCAAACCAGAAUGCCAAAGGGGCCAAAGGCAUCCAAUCUGUAGGAUUGGAAAGGCAGUGAAAGGCAGCUUUGGGGGCAUUACAAUCACAAAUUGCUGUUUUACAAUGUGUAGCUACACUACAUUUGGUUAAACACUUUAGCCCCUACUGGGGCAGCAAGUUUUAGAGUCUUUGGUCUUAAAACUCUAUUUUAUCUUAAGUCUUUUUUAGACAUUGUACAUCUUAAAUUGACACAAAAUAGUCUUAAAACCGAGCAUACAUUAAUGCCAUGUAUUCAGUAUUGCAACAGUCUUAAGACAAAAGGCAGAGUGUGAGGGUGUAACAUGUGUAAGACAAAAGACUGAGUGUGAGGGUAUAACGUGUGUAAGACAAGCAAGAAGUGUUUCCUUUAUGAGAUGGCUACAAGGUAUCAUAUUAUAAUGAGUUGUAUUAAACAUAACAGUAUUUAAUCAAUGAACCACAACAGAGCUGUGAAGAAUCUCUACAUUGAUGCACUUACUUAUUAACACUUACUAAUUAAUUUUCAUCCCAGUUGGUAUUUUCCAUUUUUAUAAUGGCCAGUUGUCUAUUUUCGAUAAAAACAAAAUUAGUAUUGAAAUUAAUAGAAAAUAAAUUUUCUUUUAAUAUAGAAAGAAUAUGAAAUGUGCAUUAUGCAAUCAUAGUGCUUUAUCUUGUGACAAUCUUAAGUUUGUCACAAACUGAAUCCUUACCCUCUUUAAUUGUCCUUUAAACAUAAAAAAAAAUACACCAGUUUUAUAUUAUUUUUUAUUUUCCUCUGCGUUCAAAGCCUUACUGUCUAUAAUAUGCCCCUCCAACAGGCUGGAAGGACUAAGCUCCUCCUUCUCCUCACUGUCCCUGCCCUGUCUUGACCCCGACCUCUGCCCAUGGCAAGUUUGGCAACCCUCACACCCAGGGGGUGCCAUCUGGCUCAGAGUGGCAGACACUGGAAGGCUGGGGGAGGAGAGAGGGGGAACAAUAAGGAGCACUUAUUGUGCUCUCCAUCAAAGCGCGGGUGGUGAGGCCUCCACCCUGGCUCCAGCCCUGGCCAAGUCGCUAGGCGCUGGCGAGCAGAUGGAACAAGUACAUCAAGCUGUGGGGGAUUAUUAAAAUGACUGACGAGUGGGUAUCACUCAAAUACAGCAUUAUUAAUGCAUGAGCCCGGCUAUUCUCGCCCGUGCCCUUGAACCUGUGCAUUUCAGAUGAAGCCCAGAGGUUUUUUAAAGGAUCAAAUGACUGGUCACCAGCAUUGGCUGGUUGCAUGGCAAAAAACACCUACAACUGCUGGUCACUGCAUUACUCUCUCAGGUCUAAUUGGUACAGAUGGCUCUUAAGUACUUUUUUAUUUUCCUUGACCCAUUCGGAGCUGGCUAUUAUUGUGUUGUAUUGUGUUUGAAAGCAUUUAUCUUAAGUCUUAGAAGUUUUUAAGCACCUCAUUAUUAAUUUACAUUUCAUUUAAAAAUGUUUUGGUUGGUUGGCUAGUUUCGUUGUUGUUAUUGCUAUUUUUAGGUACAAUGCUUUUUUCUAGGAUUGACUCCCAUACACAAACUUUAAACUGAUUUUCCUCCAGGUCAACAUUUUUAAGCUGUGUGCUGGUUGAUUUGUAUGUAUUUUUAUUUGUACAUAUGUUUAUGACCAUGCCAAACCAAUUCAGUGGGCUGGUAAAAAAAAAAAGGACUCUCGAUGGGACUGAAACUUGACUGCGCUUGUAAAAAUAGAAAAGAAAAAAAUGCUUAAAUCUCGCAAGGAGACAAGGUUUCAUAAGUGUUAUAAGCACUGGAUAUAAAUUGUAUUUUUGUCGAUUCUGACUAAUGUGAAACCCAGAAUGAACAAAAGUCAGUUGUGGGCUAGUUCUCACAGUUACCAGAUUUGAGUCAUUUUUCUGUCUACUUGUUUCGUUUAUUUAUGCAAAGACACGUUUAAUGAAUGAACACUUUGUCUAAGCUCCAGGGCCGCCAAGGGGAGAGACAGUGUGCAAGAUAGAUAUUGAGCAGUUAACUCGACAGAAGGCUUGCAUAGUAACUGGUUAGCUGAGAAAUACCGGACUUCAGAAACGCAUUUUAUUGGUUCACAUGUUUUGUGUUGUAUAUUGUAUUUGAAGCUUUAUAGUGAGUAUAGACAUGUUAUUGUAUUUAUUAGCCACCGUUGGCUCUAAAAUUGUCAGUAGAACAUAAUGACAGGACAAUCAGAGAGACAGAAUAAAACAGAUGUUUAAUGAAUUGGAAGUCAAAAAUGUUUGUUUUCAAUAAAAUGCUUAUAGAUUUUAUUGUAAAUAUAACAUAGGAAAUAUAAUUAUAUUUUUGUUCAUGAGUACGUAGUGAUAUAAGUUAUGUAUUUUGUCUGUUUCUUUUUUCUUUCAAUCAGUGUAUGCUGAUCCAUGUUCUUAAAACUGACAAGUCACUGUACCUCAAGUAGAUGAGGAAUAUUUCUCCCAGUAGAAAAAGAUCAGUAUUGGACAGAACUGUAGCAGAGACAGACAGACAGGCACCUGACUUGAUAGCAUAUUAAUGACCUCCCUCAGAUAAUUCAUUGAGCUUCAAUAAUCAGUUAAAUUUAAGGAGCCUUUAAAAAAAUAUAUCAUCCAUUAUAUAAUUACAUGCACAUUUAGCACAGUUAAGGUGCUCUGUAUCUUUAAUAAGGACAAUUGCUUAAAAUUCAUUUGAACAAAAAGCACUUAACAUGUAUGUUUUUAUUAUACUUGUGUGUGCAAACAUGACCCUAACAAUGUGUUAUGUGUUUGUCACAGAUCUCAGUGGUUAUACUGUCAUGUGCCAUAUAUUUCCUGAGGGGGGUUGAUAGUAGCAUAAAUUAAGUUUUGUUGUAAAGGCAAAUCUGCAUGCAUUGUUGCAUUUACAAUUAGAAUAAACUAAAAAGGAUUCUAUUAAUCAGCAAUGUUUUGUUAAAAACACUAGUAUGUUUCUUGGUAAGCUGAAAUUGGAGGGAGUGUGCAAGUAUGUAUUUGUUUUGAUGUGGCACAAUGCCAAGCUACUAGUGGUCAUUCUAGGUCCUCUUCUAUGUGUUGCUGGUUCUUUUUUAAGCUAGCCCAUUCAGCCAUCAGCAAACUUUUGUCAUGACAUUUUUUUUAUUAAUCCAUCUGUGUCUAAGCCAUGUAAAUGCAAACAAGAUUUGACAACUGAGGACAGUGUGUAUGAUGUUUCACACAACUUACUGUAAUUCUUAUUUCUGUCAUUUAACUUUUUGAUGUAUAUGGUGAGAAUGUUCUCUGUGUUAAUUUAAUCAGCACAAUUCACUGACAUGCUGGACUGACAUGCUAGCUGCUGUUCAGGAGUGUACAAUAUGCUGUUGGGGACAACUUAUAUAGUUGUGAAUGGUACUUUGCUUUGUGUGCUGUGUGUGGCUCUUCUGUUGUUGGGGCCAUUGCUGUUUUGAAACCGCUGGCAUCCUGAUACAGUUUUCUGCAUUGAAAUCUAUUUCUUGGCAGGUAUAGGCAGGUUUUGUUUGGGGGUAACUAGAGAAAAUUAAAUAGUGUCUGUUGCUGCUUUGAAAAAAAGUUUUAAUUCUGAAAAUGUAAAUAGUUUAUCAUAAUAUCUUGUACAGUCCACUGUAAAGUUUUUAAUUGAACUUAAAAAAAGGUUGCCGUCACAUUUGUGUUCACAUUCUUUAUACAGUAAAAAAAAGGAAAGCUAUUUGCUAAGGAUAUUAUUGUUAAAAUAAAAAAAGGAAAAAGGUACUAAAAUGUUCUUUUGCUUGGCUUUAAAAUGUAAACCAGCAAGUCUUUGGUUUCCAUGUGCAGUAUUGACGUGAGGUAAACUUAAGGUGAAAUCAUUCUACAGUGGUACUGUAUGUAUUGGAGAGCAGUCUCCUCUGUUUUGGUAGUAUUAAUACAGUAUAUCAAAGAUACACCAGGUAAGUGACACAUUUGGGUGUAUCUAGGCACCUUAGUAAUGUGCAUCUAGGUUGUUUUUCCCCACAGGAUGCAUUCAGGCAUAUUGUAACGUAACAUCAUCUUUCUAUAUGUACUCAAUCAAUUUAUGUAUCAAGGCAGGAGUGGGUUGUAUAACUGCCUAUUUAAGCUAAUUUACCUCAAGUCUCCUCCUUUUCCGUAAAAGAGUAAGAAAUUGUGUGACAAAAAGUCUCACCAUCACUCCAUCUUUUGUACUGCUGUUGACACUUACAAAUUAAAGAGACAUUUUGUUUUAAAA
This is a messenger RNA of Esox lucius (northern pike), 8077 nucleotides long. RefSeq names its product SRY-box transcription factor 6 (gene sox6). NCBI's taxonomy places the organism in Eukaryota, Metazoa, Chordata, Actinopteri, Esociformes, Esocidae. Gene Ontology annotation, cellular component: nucleus. Gene Ontology annotation, biological process: positive regulation of chondrocyte differentiation; central nervous system development; cell fate commitment. The transcript is spliced from 18 exons. Bases 277 to 2871 code for a protein of 864 amino acids. The record is from RefSeq and is a predicted model, not a curated record. Gene Ontology annotation, molecular function: RNA polymerase II cis-regulatory region sequence-specific DNA binding; DNA-binding transcription factor activity, RNA polymerase II-specific.